This is a messenger RNA of Trichomonas vaginalis G3, 609 nucleotides long. RefSeq names its product hexaprenyldihydroxybenzoate methyltransferase protein. The record is from RefSeq and is a predicted model, not a curated record. NCBI's taxonomy places the organism in Eukaryota, Parabasalia, Trichomonadida, Trichomonadidae. The transcript has a single exon. Bases 1 to 609 code for a protein of 202 amino acids.
AUGACGAAUCCAUACGAAUGGUUUGACAAAAGGGCUAAGGACUGGAAUCAGACCCCAGGUAAGAUCGAACUUUGCACAAGGUUUGUUGCUGAAGUUAGAAAGCAGGCCAAUAUUACACCUGAAUCAAGAAUACUUGAUUUUGGCUGUGGAACAGGCUUAAAUGGAAUUUACUUAAUCAACGAUGCUAAGACGAUCGGAUUCCUUGAUCCUUCUUCUGGAAUGAUCGAGCAAGUUAAGAAAGAACUCGCUGAAAUUAACAAAACCAAUGUCGAAAUCUACAAUCAAGAAAUUUCACAAACAACAAUGGAACCAUUUGACUUUGUUGUUUCAUCAAUGGCAUUCCACCACGCUGAAGAUUUAAAGGGAACAAUUUCUGCCAUCGCUGAAAAGAUGAAAGUGGGCGGAAAAUGCUUCAUAUGCGACCUUCAUAAAGAAGAUGGAAGCUUCCAUGCCGGAUUUUGCACAGUUCCUCAUAAUGGCUUUGACAUCGAAGAACUCAAGCAAACAUUCUUACAGAAUGGUUUCUCCAAAGCUGAACAUAUCGAUUUUGGAACUUACUUACAGAAGGAAAGAGAAUAUCCUUUAUUUGUCUUAACAGCUACAAAAUAA